CAAAGCCCAGUAACUAACCGAAUGUGAUCUCAAGCGAUUAAAACCUGCUAAUACAUCGUAUUGCCGAUAGCAGAAUAUGGCAGAUGAACGUAAUUUCCGUUCAACCUACUAUGAAAAGGUUGGCUGCCGCGGAGUGGAAGAACGGAAAUCGCUAGAAAUUCUGCUGAAAGAGAAACCUCUCAACCUGACCAAGCUGACACAGUUCUGUAUUCGGUUCACCGUACCCAAAAUACAUCGUACCGUGCUAUGGAAUUCGCUACUUGGAGUCACACCGGUAUAUGAUAAAUCCCGGGACUACGUGAUGGAGCAACGAGUGGCCGUGUAUAACGAUCUACUGAAGGCACUGAAAACCAUGCGAAUAAUCGAUGAGAAUACUCCAACCUGUAGGGUGCUGUAUGCAAUGUGGCUGCUGGAGAAAAAACAAUUGUAUCUGGGCCGGGACAUUACUCAAGAAAGUCAUUUCUGCAACAUCACGAAAGUGCUGUUAGAAAUUUUUGAUAAUGACAUCGAAACGUACUGGAUGGCGAAAAGUCUGUACGAUUACUCCGAGGAGGUGUCGCUGGAAAUGGGCAAACUUUCCGAUCUGACCUACACAAUACUGGAGAAGGAAGAUAAUGGAUUGUACAUCCAUUUAAAGUCCUGUGAUAUGUUAACCGCACUGCCACUGUCCGACUGGUACCGAUCAUUCUUUGCCGGUGUGCUGUCGGAACCGGCAUUGAUUCGCAUAUGGGAUAAGAUCUGUGGCGGAGCGAUCAAAAUCGUAGUUUUCGUGAUGAUCGAGAUACUUCGCAUGUUACGUCGACGGGUGCUCCGUUGUGUGGAUCGAAAGAGUCUCUUCGAAUGUAUCGACAGUAUCAAAAACGAACAGGAAACGGCCGACAUGAUCGUUAACGGGGCGAUCGAGCUGUGGCAGCAGAACAAGGGCCAUGAAUAUAUCCCGCAGUCAAAGGUGAAAACACUCAGUUAGUCAGCGAAAAUGUGCAACCACUC
This is a messenger RNA of Anopheles moucheti, 990 nucleotides long. It is a transcript of the gene TBC1d7, whose product is annotated as TBC1 domain family member 7. The coding region runs from base 77 to 967 and encodes 296 amino acids. The transcript has 4 exons. Gene Ontology annotation, molecular function: GTPase activator activity. Gene Ontology annotation, biological process: negative regulation of TOR signaling; activation of GTPase activity. The record is from RefSeq and is a predicted model, not a curated record. NCBI's taxonomy places the organism in Eukaryota, Metazoa, Arthropoda, Insecta, Diptera, Culicidae.